Molecule: messenger RNA, 1897 nt
Organism: Trachymyrmex cornetzi
Lineage: Eukaryota; Metazoa; Arthropoda; Insecta; Hymenoptera; Formicidae
Gene: Orc4
Product: origin recognition complex subunit 4
Exons: 6
Coding region: 118-1473 (451 amino acids)
Biological process (GO): DNA replication; DNA replication initiation
Cellular component (GO): nuclear origin of replication recognition complex; nucleus
Molecular function (GO): ATP binding; ATP hydrolysis activity; DNA replication origin binding
Source: RefSeq, a predicted model, not a curated record
CGCAUUGUUCCUCACGUCAAAAUAAAAGUGGCCGAAAAAUCGACUAAUAAUUCCAGGCUCAGCGACUUGAGUCUUCCAAUUUCCUAAAGUAGUCGUAAGAUAGUACCAGUAAGAACAAUGAGCAAGAAGAAGAAUAUGGCAAUCGAUUUUCAAGACAAUAUGAUACUGCUUACGCGAAAGUAUUUGAAGCGUAGAAUAAUGUGCCCUGAAACGAAGUUCAGACAUCAUGUUAAUGAACGACUACAUGUGAUGAAUUUAGUGAAACGUACUGUUGAAAUAGGUGAAAGCAAUUCUGUCUUGUUAGUUGGACCUAGAGGCAGUGGAAAGACAACGCUUGUUAAUAGUGUCUUGAAGGAAUUGUCUGCUUUAAAAAGUUUUAAAGACAACGCGAUAAUAGUGAAUCUCCAUGGAUUGGUACACACUGACGACCGUUUAGCGCUCAAAGAUCUAACUCGUCAGAUGCAAUUAGAAAAUGUCGUUGAGGGUAAGGUUUUUGGUACAUUUGCAGAAAAUCUAAGCUUUCUCUUAGAUUAUCUGAAAUCUGGUGAUAAACAUCGCUCCAAACCAGUCAUCUUCAUACUUGAUGAGUUUGAUCUGUUUUGUGAACAUCAUAAUCAGACAUUGUUGUAUAAUCUGUUUGACGUUGCACAAUCUGCACAGAUACCAAUAUGUGUAGUGGGGAUAAGUUGUAGAUUAGACGUCAUGGAGCUGCUGGAGAAGAGAGUCAAGUCGAGAUUCUCGCAUCGCCAAAUAUUUUUAUUUCCCGGUGAUACAUCAUCUUCGGAACAGCCUAUGUCCGCGUUUGACGAUCGUCUGGAACUCUUUCGAGACCUUCUCAGCUUACCUGACGAUGAAAAUGUAAAUAAAAUGGAGCAACAGUACGAUGAUUGUACGAUAGAUCCGCAAUUUGGUUCUAUGUGGAACGAUUAUAUUAAGAGUUUAACUACCAAUGUUACGAUGGUGAAUUUACUUAAGAGAAUGUAUCAUAUUGAUGUGAGCGAGAGGAGCUUUAGAAAUUUUCUCGCGGUAGCCGUCUCGACGUUGUCCGAAAAACAUCAGAAACUGGAAGUGAAUGAUUUUGUCGAAGCAAGUAAAAUCUUUUCACAGGAUGAUAAAUUGUUGAUACUCGAAGGACUGUCCAUUUUAGAAAUGUGUUUGAUAAUAGCGAUGAAACAGGAGACGGAAAUUUACGACGGCGAGCCAUUGAAUUUCGAGGCGAUAUACAAUCGCUAUAUGAAAUUUGCGAAUCAGAAUUCCUCUGUACAAUCUGUCCAGAAACCAGUUAUCAUGAAAGCUUUUGAGCAUAUCAAGAACUUAGAGAUCUUGCUGCCAGUUGGAAAUACGAAUACAAAGUUCGAAAAAGAAUAUCAAUAUUACAAAUUUACGUUAACAUCGCAGCAAGUUAUUGAAGCUGUGAAAAAUUAUUCUGGUCUUCCUACAGAAGUUUCUCAGUGGGCAUCAAGCAGUAUAUAAUAACGAUAUAGUUUCAAGUAUUCAACCUAUUGUGUUCCAUAAAACUACACAUGACACGUAAUUAAUAAGUUUUUUAGCGACGUAUUUAUAGAAUAAAUUUAGAUAUAGGUAUUUAUAUCACUCCAAUAUUAGGAAUAUACUUGUAGGAAUCGAUAAUAAUCUUUUAGACACAUUUUUAUAUGUUAAAUAUUAUUAUUAAGCUCAUUUCUCUCUAUACUCCUGAUUAAUAAUCGUCAUAAAAACGAAGACAAUUAUGAAGAUACGCGACGUUUACGUUUCGCGUUUAUAUAUUAUGCCCUCCAAAAAACGUGUGAUACUCUAGUCUUACAUCUUUUGAAUAUUGCCAUUCAUACGUAUAUAUAUCCAGUUAAAUUUUCUAAAUUUAGUUUAGAAAAUUUUUCGAAAUAUCAAUAGAGUAGAAAAU